AUGAAUCCCCAACAUUCCGCUCAAUCUCAGCAUCAGGUAUGGAUGGGAUACACCGACGACGACACCCCGCAACCAGAUCCCUCGACGUCUGGCAGUUCAAUCGCCCACUACUCCUAUUAUGACCCGCAGGCAGAUCUGUAUCCUCCGUAUGGCGACUCUUAUUAUGAGCCUUAUCAAACGAUAUCCCUCAUGAAUACCUCUCCAGCAACUCCAGGACAAGUGGCGCCGAUGGCGCCGGAUCUCAAUUCGUGUCUGUGGCCUCCCACCGGUAUCUCUACCUACAGCGGCAUGUCGUCUUCGUCAAGCGGGUCACUUUUCCCCCCACCUGAGCCAGAAUACGACAAUGUUCAACUGGCCAUUUCGACUGCCUUCCAUCCUCAAGCGCAUCCUCACCUCCCUCCCUGCGAUACCGUCUUCCGUUCAUCAGAUGCCGUGUUCUUCUACAUCAGCUCGUCGACCAUACUCUCCGCCUGCCCCAACGCCUUUAACACGUACAUCGGUGGGAGCCUGAAUGAUCCGAAAUUUCGCCUGGAGCCCAUAGAUCUCGAUGGACCUUCCCAAGAGCUUAAUGUCGUCUUCCACAUGCUCUAUGGCUCUUCUUGUGCGAUCAACUCACCCUCGCUGGAAACCCUAAUCAACGCCAUAGACCGCAUGCCAAGUUAUUCGAUAACACCGAAAGAGCAUAUCGUGCCUUCAUCAAGCCUUCAUAUCCUGCUUCUCUCCCACGUUCCCUACCACCCCUUCGAACUCUAUUCACUCGCCGCAAGCCACGGCUUGGAUUCUCUCGCGGUGAAGACUUCCUCGCAUCUACUCUCACAUCGGCUUCAGAACGUCACAGACGAACAGGUCAGGCGUAUCGGCGCCAUAUACCUUAAACGGCUGGCGAUGCUUCACUUCGGUCGUGUGACGGAGCUGAAGAACAUCCUCCUGCAGCCUCCCGAAUUGCACGCGCCGGCAGAAGAGUGCAGCAUCGUCCAGCAGAACAAGCUGACUCGGGCGUGGGCGAUUGCCAGUGCCUCCCUCGUGUGGGAUGCCAGACCAGAUCUCUCAACUCCCUCGAUACUGGCUGUUCUCAACCCGCUCAUGCACCAGGUCGACUGCACAGGUUGCCAGCAAGCGCUGCGUGAGCGUAUCCAAGAUGUCGUGGUCCGAUGGUCGUCGGUCAAGACUUCGUACUUCUUUUCUCUCCACUCCAAGAUGGGCUCUCGGCCUGCCGUUCGUCGCGCGUUCAGCAUCGUUACGCAUCUUGCCAAACAUAUUGGCUGA
Messenger RNA from Cyclocybe aegerita, 1266 nucleotides. The record is from the annotation of a GenBank genome assembly. Lineage: Eukaryota; Fungi; Basidiomycota; Agaricomycetes; Agaricales; Hemipholiotaceae.